GAAGAACACAAGCGAGAAAGCGAGAAGCUGUGAGAAGAUGGAGGAAAAGGUGAAAGCCGAGGAGAAGAAAAUUGGUAUGAUCGAGGCUUGGUUGAGGAAGCACCGUCUUCUCUACGCCGGAGCCACCAAACACCCUCUUAUUCUUAGCAUUCGUGAUGGCACCAUCCAAAUUCCUUCCUUCAAAACAUGGCUAGCACAAGAUUACUUGUUCGUUCGAGCGUUUGUCCCAUUCGCGGCGAGUGUACUGAUAAAAGCUUGGAAGGAAUCAGAUGACAAUGGUGACAUGGAAGUGAUAUUGGGGGGCAUUGCUUGUCUAGAGGAUGAGAUAUCAUGGUUUAAGAAAGAAGCCGACAAGUGGGGUAUUUCACUUUCUGAUGUUGUUCCUCAGCAGGCCAACAUAAACUAUUGUGGGUUGCUGGAAAGUUUAAUAAGUCCAGAGGUGGAAUAUACUGUGGCUAUUACUGCAUUUUGGGCCAUUGAAGCAGUGUAUCAAGAGAGCUUUGCCCACUGCAUUGAAGAAGGCUCCAAAACCCCACCAGAACUGAAAGAGACUUGUGAAAGAUGGGGCAAUGAGGGCUUUGGUCAGUAUUGUCAAACUCUGCAAAAUAUUGCCAAUCGGCGCCUACAGAAAGCUUCUGACGAUGAACUCAAAAAGGCGGAAGUUAUGUUACUAAGCGUUCUUGAGCACGAAGUUGAAUUUUGGAACAUGAGCCGUGGAAAUGUCUGAAUUUCUUUUUUAAAGCCAUCAUUGUUGUGAUGAAAUAAUCAAGGCCCGCCCAUGUUGUUUCUAUUUGACAAUUUACAGCGUAAAGUACUGUACGGAAUGUUUGUUUCCUAGAAUAAAUAGAGUAAACCAUAACUGGGAAAAAUAAUGAAGGAAUGCUGCUACUUGGCAAAAUCUCUAGCAUGUAGAUACAGCAUAAUAUUGGAACCUUAUAUUUUGUUCAAGUCAAUGUACCAUUAGCCUUUCAGCGAAAAGAAGAAAAGAAACUUGGUUUCUGAAUUCUGAAGUUGGAAGACGACUAAAGAAAACGAAAAACCAAGUUUAUUUU
Messenger RNA from Abrus precatorius (Indian licorice), 1052 nucleotides. RefSeq names its product probable bifunctional TENA-E protein. Gene Ontology annotation, cellular component: cytosol. Lineage: Eukaryota; Viridiplantae; Streptophyta; Magnoliopsida; Fabales; Fabaceae. The coding region runs from base 38 to 727 and encodes 229 amino acids. The record is from RefSeq and is a predicted model, not a curated record. The transcript has 3 exons.